UGUGUAUCCCAAAACCCAACAAAACGGUUGUAGAAUCCGACCCUUUACUUCUCUGAAGUUACCAGCAAGACAAAGUCAAAGAUUUUUUAAAAAAUUUAAUAUAAUUUUGGUUGCAGACUAUAGCAAACUUGGAACUCAUCACAUCUGUUGAUUCUUGACGUCUCCCACUAAUCCAGACCGUCCAUUAGAACAGGGAAAGCUUUUCUUCUAUUUACACGUGCAUUUCAUCUUUUUGUUGCCCUUUUCAUUCUCUGUUUUCAUGCACAGAAUAGAAUUCUUCUCCCAACUAUAUAACAAAAUUUAGUGGAAGAGAGAGAGAGAGAGAGAAGGAGAGAGAAAAAGAAGGGAGGAAAUGGACUGAGAGGAGAAGAGACAGGAAGAGCCAUGGGUGCAGUUCUAAUUGCUACUCUUCAUCUCAAUUUACACAAAUUUUUGUUCCCAGUUUUCAUUUUUGUCAGAUCUUGUUCUUGACCAGCAUUUUCCCACCUCCAAGAACAUAUCAUUUUCAUAAAUCUAUAUACAUGUUCAAGUGAUCUUGUUCUAACUGGGUUUCUUUGGCUGUGAUCCAUGGAGAAUUCUAAAGAAAACAAGUUUGUGUGCAACUUUUGUCACAAAAGCUUCACGUGUGGGAAGUCCUUGGGAGGUCAUAUCAGAAUUCACAAGAACGAGAAACAAACGGAAAGAACCAAUAUCUUGAAGUUUCAAGUUCCUACAGAGAGAAGAAGAAGCAAGAGAGAUUCAGAAUCCGAGUUUGCUAAUGAUAAUUCAGGCUAUGGCUUAAGAGAGAAUCCCAAAAUUACACAGAGAUUUGCUGAUUCGAGAUACCCUUUAAUGCAGGAGAAGUUUUGUAGAGAAUGUGGCAAAGGGUUUCAGUCCUCAGAAGCUUUGACUUGGCAUUUGGCUUCUCACUCUCAAAACAAUAUUUAUGGGAUCCCUCAUCAAAAGCGGGAGUUCAUAGACAAUCGAUCGGACAUACCUGACAAAGUCCGGGAGGCGGCUAUGUGCUUGAUGAUGAUGUCUGAUAGCAAAUCAUUUGCCUCUCACUCUAAUGGAAGGCUGGAAAAGCUAGACGUUUAUGAAUGCGGCGGUGAGAAUUCCGACACUGAAAAUUUCAGACAAGAAGUCUACAAGAGAGUUAAACUGAAAGUGUGUCUUAAUCGGGGUGUUAUGGAUGAAGAAUAUAAGAACCCAGAUGGAAAAUAUGGAGUGAGGAUAGGAAAAACCAAAGAGAAUGAUGAACAAGUGCAUGCAUCUUCUUACAAGUAUGAGCUAAGAAAGAGGUUGAACAAUGAAUCAUAUAGUCCUAAUUUCAGAGAGAUGUAUACAAAAAUGAGCAAUGGCUGCGAGUGGACGCAUCAGUCAGGUGAAAACAGCGUUACAAAUUCCAUGUCCAUACCAGCUAGGGAGUUAACUGAGUUAAGCAAUGGCAAAAACAAGGCUCACCAAGACAGUUCUGGAAAUGAAGAGAAGAAAUUAGGAGCCAAAAAGAAACACAAGUGCCCAAUUUGCUUCAAGGCUUUCAAAUCAGGGCAGGCUUUGGGGGGACAUAAGAGGUCCCAUGUGGUCGGGAGUUUAGAAGAGGCAUCUAUAGUGACAAGGCCAGAGUCCAAUGGGAUGAGUGGUCUAAUUGAUCUUAAUGUUCCUGCUCCUAUGGAAGAAGAGGAAAGUGGGAGAUGGGGUGAAGGCUGAUGAAGGAUCCAGGAGCAUGUAGCCACCAAUCCAAUAAUACGGGCAAGUCUGUGAUAAUUGGUUCUAUCUUGUCCUGAUAAUGUGAGGUUAUCAAACUUGCAAAUGAAGUCUGUAGGGCAUGUUUUUGGCAUUUGCUUUUUUGUUUUUAUCAUUGUUUUAGGUUCCUUGACUUUUUUACUGAUUUUUUAAUUUUUUGGACCAAACAUGUGAGCUGAAUCCUCUAUUUCAAAUUUAUUGUCAUGUCCAAAUGUUUGGGCAUUAAGCUUGGAGAUGGAGGAGGGGUUCCCUAUUUUUCUCUUUUUGUUUCAGUCAUGAAUUUAGGGUCGUUUUGUAGUGAUUCUCAGUUGAAAUCUCU
Molecule: messenger RNA, 2044 nt
Organism: Cucurbita moschata (crookneck pumpkin)
Lineage: Eukaryota; Viridiplantae; Streptophyta; Magnoliopsida; Cucurbitales; Cucurbitaceae
Product: zinc finger protein ZAT1-like
Exons: 1
Coding region: 568-1689 (373 amino acids)
Source: RefSeq, a predicted model, not a curated record